CCCGCUUUCGAAGUACUUCCGUGCACAAUGGUGGCGUUUACCUUUUUGCUCGACAAAGCAGUAGAUCCUUCAUUCGUCCCUGAUAAAUCCUAUCCCGCUCCUUCUAGAGACGCAGUCGUACCGCAGUACUUCGGCGGUGUAUUGGAACGAUGGACCGGCCUUCCAGGCUUUCCAAGUCUAGAUGCGGCGGUCGGGCAGCGCUUAUUCAGGAAAACCCUUGUUGUGGCCAAUGGGCAAUCUUCUACGCGCCAAACGCGCUCAGGGUAGUGGCCUGCGGCUGUCUGACAGUGGC
Messenger RNA from Schizophyllum commune H4-8, 292 nucleotides. RefSeq lists its product as uncharacterized. The transcript has a single exon. The record is from RefSeq and is a predicted model, not a curated record. NCBI's taxonomy places the organism in Eukaryota, Fungi, Basidiomycota, Agaricomycetes, Agaricales, Schizophyllaceae. The coding region runs from base 28 to 267 and encodes 79 amino acids.